This is a messenger RNA of Stylophora pistillata, 1071 nucleotides long. RefSeq names its product transcription factor HES-2. NCBI's taxonomy places the organism in Eukaryota, Metazoa, Cnidaria, Anthozoa, Scleractinia, Pocilloporidae. The record is from RefSeq and is a predicted model, not a curated record. Gene Ontology annotation, molecular function: protein dimerization activity.
GUGAGGGUAAAUAUUUGCGAUUGAUGACACAAGGCCGAAAGAAUUUUCCCACGGAGCCUGCCAUAAAAAGUGAAUGUUUGGCACACGACCGCCACACGCAAAUUGCGCUCGAUCGGUACACAGGUGAGGUCAUUCUCUUCCGACUCAUUCAAGAUGGCGACGAUAAAUUUCUGUAAUCAACCUUCGGACUACGUCAGCAAAAUUUUGAAUGAAAAACGAAAGGCGAAAAAACCUCUCAUGGAGAAAAUGAGACGAAAACGGAUUAAUGAAAGUCUGAACGAGUUGAAAUCUCUCAUUCUUGAAGCGUUGAAUAAAGAUGCAUCUCGGUAUUCGAAAAUGGAGAAAGCUGAUGUUUUGGAGAUGACAGUACAUUAUCUUCGGGAACGCAAAAGAUUGGAACAAAAACACCAAGCACUGGAUACCGCCAAUUUUCCGGAAUUCAGAGCAAAUUACGUGCAAUGUACUGCAGAGAUCUCAAGGAAAAUAACGUCUCUUGAGGCCAAUGAUGAACUCAGAGAAAAUUUCCUUGCGCACCUCGCAUCUCGUUGCCAAGGAAACGGCCCAACCGCUGUCCCUGUCUUUAGCACAGAGAGUCUUCGGUUCAUGGCACCCUUAAAACCCGUCAUGAUUCCUUUUCCGUCUCCACCACCAUCUCCACUUCAAGUGUCACCUGUUUUAUCAGCUUCCUCAGGGGGUCUGACGCGAGAUUUAUCGCCUGCCUCAACGUGCAGAACACGAGAUACGGGAUUUAACUUCUCCUCUCGACAGCAACAACCCAGACAUAUGAAUCCAGCUCAAAGAACUAAUGUUUGGAGGCCAUGGUAGAUAAAUGAAAAUAAACUUUGUUGACUUCUUCAGGGUUAAUCCAAGAAUUACUUAAACCAUUGGGUUGCCAUAAAAGUUAUAUAUUUUUGUACUGAAUCGAAUCAAAUAUGUAAAUAAUAACUUUACAAGUGGCAUUGUAAAAAGAAAUAUGAAAAUAUAUAUUAUAAAGUUUAAGGAUAAACAUAUUUUUACGACUGAAAUUUGAUACAGAAAAGUGUUUACAAUAAAGAUAUCCAUUCAAUCAAA